AUGACAGAAUCAACUGUUCGACCAUCAAAUCCAAUUUGGAUUGAUGAAAAACAUGAUUUCAUCUCUUCUUUAUUAACACAUCCACGGAUUAUUCAUGCUGAAUUAUCUACAAAUAAUGAUGAAUAUGAUAUUGUAAUUAUUGGUGCUGGGUUUUCAGGUGUAGCAUGUGCUUAUUGGUUACGUAAACUAUAUCCUGUUGAACGUUUUCCACGUAUAUUAUUACUUGAAAGAAAUGCUCGACCAUGUUCUGGUGCAUCUGGUCGUAAUGGUGGUUUUCUUUGGCCAUGUUAUGACUCUUUACUUGGUUAUGUUGAAAAAUUUGGUCACGAAAAUGCUUGUCA
Molecule: messenger RNA, 341 nt
Organism: Adineta steineri
Lineage: Eukaryota; Metazoa; Rotifera; Eurotatoria; Adinetida; Adinetidae
Source: the annotation of a GenBank genome assembly